AAUUUUUUUUAACUUUUCCCCAAUCCCCCCUUCCGCACUGAAGUUAUGCAAAUCGCACUGAUGGUGGGAGGGCCAGGCUGUAAGCGGAAAGAGACACACAAAUCUCGCAUUACGUUACAGUGCCACACACACACAGACAGCUAGGAUACGAAUGCAGCUACAUUGAAUGCGGGCUGGCGCUACCGUUUCGCGGUGCGACCUGACGGGCGACCAGUUUUCCACCGACGCUGGGUGCGAUCGGUACCGUCAAAGCUCGUCCCCCGGGGGGAUAGACGAACGGCUGUGAAGUCCUUGCGAAAGUUCGUGGGUAGCGUCAGUGGGUGUGUGUGUGUCAGUUUGAAGUUUUCCCACUGCAUCACUGGGUGCCGCGCUGCAACUGGGUCAGUGUGCCUGUGACGCUAGCUUGACAGUGCACGGGGCGGGAAAAUUAAACGCAAAAGUGAACAAAAACACUCACACACAUCCGCGCCAUGUGCGGUAGAUUGCCGGUCAGCUAGUCAGCGCUCCACACACACACACACACACGCCAAAGGGCACAGUGAGAUCGGGCGACAGCGCUUUGACACCGCUGCAUGGGCUCGCGGAACCCCACCGACCAUCCCAUCCUCUGGUGCGACGAGCUGAAGCGGCGCGAGCGGAGGCGCAUCGCCGAUGAGAGCCUGCGGGACUGGAAAAACCGGAAGCUGAUCGAGCGGCGAUCCCGUGCGAAGGAGCAAUCCCACUUUCCCCUCUUCCAGUACCGGGAAGUGAUGGAGCGCUACUCACCGUGGGGCCGGAAGGGCGGCGGCGCACCGAACGAUACGAUACGCAUGCGCAACAUACAGCUGCAGGGCCUGUACCCGGAGACGAAGAACGAUCUGCGGAAUCCGGUACCGAUCGGACGCUCGCGGGGUGGCGUCGGGGCGGGCGGUGGCGGUGCGCCGAUCCGCAGCGCCUCGGGCCAGAUCGUGACCGGCCUGACCGACGAUCCGAUCAUCAGCUUCAACGACGCGAACCGGUACCACGUGGACAACGAGCUACGGUACAAGACGUCGCCGGCGCAGAAGCAAACGUACCGGGCGGAGCUGGACCGGAUCGUGGCGGAGAAGGAGAACCGGGCGCGCAAGGCGGAGGAGGGCCCGGUGCCGGCGGGCGGUCGCCCGAACGGUGGCGGCCCGUGGGGGAAGCCGGGCCCGGGCGGGAAACCGUGGCGUCCGCCCAAGAACGUCGGCCACAACUUCAUGAAGUCGAUGGGCUGGACAAACAAGGAGACGCUGCAGGAUCUCGACCUGGAGCUGGUCAGUCGGAUGCAGCGCCAGCUGGAGGAGGAGAACCGCUUCCUGAAGCGCUUCUCCAACUGCUGCUCACGGUGCGUCUGCCAGUGCAUCAGCAACACGCUGGAGCAGGGCCCGCCGACCGGUGGCGUCGGCGGUGGCAGUGCCGGCGCGGCCCGGGACGCGAUCAAGUACCACCAGUCACCGCCGGCGACGGCCCCGCAGCCACAGCAGCCAGCUGCGGAUCGGCGUGUACCGAGGCUCUGCAAUCAAAGUCAGCAGCAGCAGCAGCAGCAGCAGCAGCAGCAGACGCAGCAGCAGCAGACGCAACAGGCAGGGAACGGGGGUGGGCGGCGCAAUGGCGGGCGGGUACCGCCGACGCGCAACUGUAUGAUAACGGGCGGCGUUGAGCUCGUGCCCCUACUCGCCAAACGGCGCUCCCAACCACGUCCCAUUAGCCUCGGGACGACCGACGUCACCAAGAUCGAUAAGUACACCGCAAACGGCAGUCUGGCCCGACGCACGGACGACGGCUACCUGACCGACCUGUGCAAUCAGAUGAGCCAGAAGCAGCGCAAAGUGGAGACGGUGCGGGCGAUGGAGUUCGAGACGAGCCGGCAGCACUUCGAGACGUGGAGCAGCUUCUGGGGCCGGCCGGGCCACGGUGCACCGCUACCGAACAAGAACAAGCUCAACCUGGACAAUCUGCUUUACAAAUCUCGUCGCUAAAGCAGAACCUGUACCACACGACUUAUCACGCGACAAUGGGAGCUCUUACACACACACACCCAUAUACAUUCGCAGCAGCAGCAAUAACAGCGGACACUCAGAUUACACUUUUUUCAAAUAGGAUACUAGACUGAGUUAUCUGUUUGCAGUGAGUUGCGUUUAAGUGAAUGGCAACAGCUAAGAAAUCAACUACGCAUCGAUUCUUAGCCGUCCAGCCUAAUCAAAAUGAAGGUGUACUAUCUAAGGUAACAUCAAGCAGUCAGAUUCAAUUUCUAAAAACUCUUGAUUCUCAUCCGCAACUCGUUGCAGGCAAAUGACGUCAGUACAGGCAAAAACACACGGACAAACUCAUCUCAGGAGGUAUUCGACAUGCUUAUCUUUACAGCAGGGGUUUUCAGGGACUCCGAUGCUGUCCGUCACACUUUCUGAACUACUGGAGACUUCUUGUAGCGUCAUGUCAUGAAUUACCAUGUCACCAGUGAGUGCAGCAAGUAUGCCAACCGCAUCAGAUGACCUGAAAUACCACUGUGAGAAGUUUGGAGUAGGCUUCAGGAAGGUGCAAACAAGCAUGGCGUAAUGCUAGAUAGUUUCCCGUGUGCUUUAGCUAAGGCAAAAAAAUCGAGAGAAGAAGGAAGAAAAAAUCAACUACACACGCACACGAGAGUUCUAAGAUGGACAAUUUUCUUCACUUGCCGUCCGAACGCAAGUGAGUGCAAAGUUGCUUCGCUUUUACCUGAAAUGAGACCAAAGCAAACAAAAACAAACUAAAUGAAGAAAGAGAGAGAGUUAGAGAGAUAGAGAGAUAGUCAGAGAGGAAGGCAUAAUAAUGCUAUAAUUCCUCUUCGAUCCUCACCUCCAUCGCAUUGUAUAUAUAGUACAACAGAUCAGAGUGGCAGUAAGACCGGAACUCCCUAGCGGAUGGGAACGUAGACAAACUACGAGAAUAGGUCUGACAGCAGAGAAUAGUAAUGAUAGUGGUAGUAAUAAUACUAGUAGUAUGCAGCUCGAUUCGCUUCUUGGCCCCAGAACGUCACUCUUAGAGUGUAGUAGCCGUACAAAGGUACUGGUGUCGUGCUCGAUUACGAGUGUAGAGUUCCCAGAGGAACGAAGAAGGCACAACACUUGAAAUGAGGAUUCGGUGUACACGGCACUCUGGCCAGCAAUCGAAAAAGACAUAAGACUCCAACAAACGUCUGUAGCCCUAUGGAGAUGCACCGUUAGACAUCUCGGACAGACAAAACGAACAAAUUCCAUUCGUUCUUCCGAGUCUGAUGUCCUGUUCGAUGGCUGCCGGAGCGCGCUGUUACUGUUACCAGCGUUGUUUAUUGUUGUAGUUUCCUUCGAGGAAGAUAGUUUAAUGAGGGAAUAGAAGCAGAGGUAGAUUAAAAACUGAACGUUGCGUUUUCUUGUUUCAUUGUUCAUCAGUCAUCAUGCUAUUAAAUGCUUCAAAAGCUCAGCCGGCACGAUUUGUUAACAAAUUUGAGGUUAUAAAUAGUUUAUAUAUAAAAAUAGAUGUAUACAGUCAGCUAUCGUUGUCACCGAUCAUGCUACCAAAGCAGCAAAAACUCGCCGUACAUUACUGUACAUGUAUCGUCCACUUUAUGAUUGCUAGUGAAUGCGGAGCUUGGAGCAAGAGCGCGAGAGAGAUGCUACAUCGACCAAUGCAACGCUAUUUGCAAGCAACACGUUUUCCAGACAUUCUUAGCUAGAGCUGCGGAAGGGCAGUGUGUUGCGGACAGCACGAAAGCUUCCACGUUAGGUUAAAUAAAGAAGCAUCCAAUAUUAAAUGUUACCCGCUGCGGAAAAGUUGAAGAUCCCCGUGAGCCUAGUUAUUUCUUGAUGUCGGAACGCAGUCAGUUGCAAAUUGCAGUAGCUUCUUAGGCUACUUUGGAGAAAAUAUCACAUUUAUAGCAUCAAGACACAUUACAUAUGCGUGCUACCUUUAUAUUGCGAUCUUCUUAUUAGCACGGUUUCAAUAGUUUCAAUUUGGUUCAUGAAUCUGACUUCCACAUCACUACAAGGGUUGUCUACUAUAUGUCAACCGCGAUGCCCCUAAAUUUUGAGAUACCCCUAGAUUUCAAGGAAAGGAACAAAGUAAAAUUGUGUGCGCUGCAUCAAGCAUUCAACGCUGCAACUCCUUCCGAUGACAAUGAUGCAGACCAAAAGUAUUUGUUCAGUAUUACCUUUACUUUCUUCCUUCCUUUAUUUAUCCAUCGCCCACUUGGGCUGACGAAAUCAUCUGCAUUUAACCAGUGCUCUUCGCAGUAAAAUAAAAGACUAAAAACUAGAAAGACCGAAUGCAUCUUUAAUGAGCACGCUCGAUCAAUAAUUUCGCCGAUGAGAUAACGCAGCCCCGGCUUGCCCCAGGGGUACGCCGCGCAUCCGGUAUUUCGACAUACUGCGCAAAGUGCGUAGCACCUAACACCCGAAGUAAUGGAGCGUGUGAAAGCGGUAAACGACAGGGACACCAGAUGGACGUCACCGUAUCAGCCAGUGGAGGUGCCGAAGUGCUUCAUGUGCACGCAAGUUGGAGGGAAGCGUGAUUGGAUCGACCAACCGCGUUGUCCUGUUUCGCAUUUCCCAUCGCCUCACGCUGAUGCCAGCAAAAAAAAAACCGAGCGCAACUUAAGUCAAGUCAUAUGUCAAGUGCUUGUGUAAAGCUCGCGCUGUGUGUGUGAACGGUACUGCACAUCGCCUUUGGUAGCCUGUGGGAAUCGUGAGCUCGAAAAGGCCUUCGGCCAACAGGUGUCCACAGCAAACUGGUGAUUCGCGUUUUUAAGUGAUUUAAGUAGGGAUGGGUAGCUCCGUUUCAUGAAUCUUAGUGAAUCUUUGAAUUGAAUGAUUGAAUCGGAAUAUAUAAAAAUUGAGAUUCAAGAACCAUUAAAGUUUCAUCAAUCCAUGAAGAUUUUUCAAAGUUUUAUGAAAAUUCUGAUAAUCAUCACGAAAUAAUCUGUAGAGACUACAUAUUGAU
Molecule: messenger RNA, 4953 nt
Organism: Anopheles merus
Lineage: Eukaryota; Metazoa; Arthropoda; Insecta; Diptera; Culicidae
Exons: 4
Coding region: 573-1982 (469 amino acids)
Biological process (GO): positive regulation of cytokinesis
Cellular component (GO): centrosome; microtubule; spindle pole
Source: RefSeq, a predicted model, not a curated record